Molecule: messenger RNA, 1743 nt
Organism: Zygotorulaspora mrakii
Lineage: Eukaryota; Fungi; Ascomycota; Saccharomycetes; Saccharomycetales; Saccharomycetaceae
Gene: JJJ1
Product: Jjj1p
Exons: 1
Coding region: 1-1743 (580 amino acids)
Cellular component (GO): cytoplasm
Source: RefSeq, a predicted model, not a curated record
AUGAAAAUAUGCUACUAUGAGUUGUUAGAUGUUCAGCCCAGCGCCAACGAUAACGAGUUAAAAAAGGCAUACCGCAAGAAAGCCUUGCAGUAUCAUCCUGAUAAGAAUCCAGAUAACAUUGAUGAAUCUACCCAGAUAUUCGCCAAAAUACGAGCAGCUUAUGAGGUUCUAUCAGAUCCCCAAGAGAGAGCGUGGUAUGAUUCACAUAAACAGCAAAUAUUAAGCGACGAUGCAGUUCCCGAUGAUGGCUCUUUUGAUUGCGAGGUAGAUGCAUCCGUUACUGGAGUCACAACGGAUGAGCUACUCAUGUUUUUCAACUCUGCAUUGUAUACAAAGCUCGACGAUUCACCAGCAGGAUUCUUUCAGAUAGCCGGUAAAAUUUUCGCCAGGUUAGCAAAGGAUGAAGUCUCUGCAGGUCAAAGAGGCGGCUUGACAAGCUUUGAUAAAUAUGAGGAUAUUAGUCUAGAACAAGACAUUGGGACACUAGGUUACAUACUGGCCUGUGAAAGGCAUAUAACUAACCUCAAAAAUACACCCGAAUGUAAUUUAUUUCCACCUUUUGGCCAUUCGAAAACUGAAUACGAAUAUUUGAAGGUGUUUUAUAAAACAUGGUCAAAGUUCAGUACGUUGAAGAGCUUCAGUUGGAAAGACGAAUAUAUGUAUUCACAAAAUUAUGAUCGUAAAACGAAAAGAGAAAUUAAGAAGAGAAACGAAAAGGCCAGGCAAUCUGCAAAGAGUGAGUAUAAUAAAACUGUGAAAAGAUUUGUUACCUUCAUAAAAAAACUUGAUCAAAGAAUGAAGCAUGGUUCGAAAAGAGCCCAAGAAUUGAAACGAACUGAACAACGACUGAAGCAUCAAGAGCUGAAGGCGGCUUAUAUAGCAGAUAAAAGAGAUAAAGAAAGGCGGGAAUUUGAGAUGCAGAGUUGGCAAACAAUUAAUGAAGUGAAUUUUGAUGAGCUGGAUAAAACUUAUGACGAAAUUUAUAAAGGAGGAAACGAGCACGAGAACGAGAAUUCUUCUCAAGAUGAGAUCAUAAUAUAUGAGUGUUUUCUUUGUAAUAAAAAGUUUAAAUCUGAGAAACAACUAGAUAACCACACCAAAACAAAACUGCACAAAAAAAACCUAUGGGAGAUUCGAGAAGAAAUGAGGGAAGAUAGCAUGACAUUGGGACUUGACGAACUAUCCGGGUUGGAUGACUUCGAUUCGGCUGCGGAGUCUAUUCGCAACUCUGACACCGAGAGCGAUAACUUGGCGGAAAAUGCUGAUCUAGCUUUAGAUAACAUCAACGACCAGCUGGCUUAUAUUGAGGAACAAUUGGCCAAUAUGAAUUCCUCUAGUGAAGAUCUAUCGGACGACGACGUAGGAAGCGAAAUACCAGAAUCUUCUACAAGUGCAUCUAGAGAUCCUUCGGGCUAUUCUUUCAGCGAAGCUAGUAGUGAUGACGAGCUAGCUAGAUUACUUGCGUCACUCAAUGGCACGAGCAAAGACAAUAAGGAUAAUGACAAAAAUGUCCACCAGAGUGAUUGGAACAACGACAAGAGAACGAACUCAAAAAAGAGUAAGCGUAAAGGUGGUAACGCAAAAAAAUCUCAAGAAUCCACAAAUGUAACCGGUGAGACAUGCGAAACAUGUGGCCAUAGUUUUGAAAGCAAAAACAAGCUAUUUAAGCAUGUCAAUGUUUCUGGCCAUGCAGCACUGAAGUCUAAAGUAAAAACUAAAUCAAAGAAGAGCAAAAAAAGAUGA